AGGCUCUCCCUGAGAGGGCAGGACUCCACCUCUCAUUGGCAUGGCUCCAGCCCUGCCUUAGUUGCCUGGUAACAGCUUUGUGUGUCUGACUGAGGACAAACUAUGGCAGAUGGCAGUUCAGGGGCCAAGAGGAUAAUGGUAUACCAAAAUGGGGACCCACACUUCCCAGGCCGUCAGCUGGUGGUGACCCAACGCCGUUUCCCCACCAUGGAGGCCUUCCUUUAUGAGGUGACAUCAGCCGUGCAGGCCCCACUGGCUGUACGUGCCCUCUACACACCUUGUCAUGGCCACCCUGUCACCAACCUGACAGAACUGCAGAAUGGAGGGCAGUAUGUGGCUGCUGGCUUCGAAAGAUUUCGCAAGCUCCAUUAUUUACCCCCUGGAGGGAAGGAUCCAGGUGGGAAGAGCAGCAGACUACAAGAUCCUCUCAUGACUGGCCACCUGCGUGAUCAGGCCCUUGGACAGUGGCUGCCUGCAGGCAUCCCCUUCUAUGUCCAGGCGGCUCUUUAUCUCAGUGUUUUUAGGAAUGGGGAUCUGCUAAGUCCUCCAUUCAGUCUGAAGGUGUCCCAGGCUGCCAUCCAGGACUGGGAAACCAUGUUGAAGCUUGUGACUGACAAGGCCAAGUUGCAGAAUGGGGCUGUGCAUAAACUCUGCACCCUGGAGGGGCUCACACUGUCAACAGGGGAGGCUCUGGUGAAUGGCCAUUACUAUGUGGCUGUUGGAGAGGAAGAAUUCAAGGCCCUUCCCUAUCUGGAGCUGCUGGUGCCCAGUCCCUCCCUGCCCAGGGGCUGCUGGUAUCCUCCAGGCCUGAAGUGUAGACCCCCCAGGCAGAGGGCCCAGGGCCUCAAGACACAGGUCACUCAGCCCUUUCCAAAGGAACCAGCACGAACUAAGCCAUCUGCUUUCUAUGCCAGACCCCAGCAAGACAUCCAGCCUAUAAGCAAGCUCCCCACUCUCUUGUUUCCAUCAGGAGUUAAGGGAGUGUACAGGGCUCCUCACCCAAGGAGGGAGACAACAGGGGCCCAGGAAGUAGCGGAUGAUGAAGACACCUGGACAGAGCAGCCCUUGGACCAGAGGGCUACACAAAUGGAGGAGGCCCUGUCCUUGGAACACAGGCCUGAGGCUGGGACUGCAUCCUCAGCCUUAACCACUGCUCUACCAUCUUGAGAGCCAGAAGCGCCAAAGAGAAAUGGGAAACAGUUGGGUAGACACCUUAUUGUCCUCAGCCUCCAGCAGCCUAUUCCUGAGAAGCGAUGCCUCCCCUGUGCUCACAGGGAAUGUGGUUUCCUUAGCCCCUCCCCAUUCUUCUAAGCCUACAGCCCAGUCUCAGUCUCACCUUCCUCUUCAGCAGAGCAGCCCUACCUAUGGAGGCUAUUUUCUGUCCAGAGAAAGGGGUGGCUAGCCAGGCAUGGUGGCGCACACCUGAAAUCCUGGCUUGGGAGGCUGAAGCAGAAGGAUCAAAAGUUCAAAGCCAGCCUCAGCAAAACCAAGGCACUAAGCAACUCAGUGAGACCCUGUCUCUAAAUAAAAUACAAAAUAGGGCUGGGGCUGGGGCUCAGUGAUUGAGUGCCCUGAGUUCAAUCCCUGGUAACCCCCGCCAAAAAAAAGGGAAGGAGGAGCUGACUAAGCUUGGGAGGGAGGCCACAAAUGUAAGAGCAGGUUUGUCACAAUAAAAUAAUACUUAACUAACAUGUUUACCAUAGAU
Messenger RNA from Sciurus carolinensis (gray squirrel), 1705 nucleotides. It is a transcript of the gene Dcdc2b, whose product is annotated as doublecortin domain containing 2B. The transcript is spliced from 9 exons. Gene Ontology annotation, cellular component: microtubule organizing center; microtubule. Lineage: Eukaryota; Metazoa; Chordata; Mammalia; Rodentia; Sciuridae. Bases 103 to 1167 code for a protein of 354 amino acids. The record is from RefSeq and is a predicted model, not a curated record. Gene Ontology annotation, biological process: intracellular signal transduction.